Molecule: messenger RNA, 5305 nt
Organism: Paramecium sonneborni
Lineage: Eukaryota; Ciliophora; Oligohymenophorea; Peniculida; Parameciidae
Source: the annotation of a GenBank genome assembly
AUGCAAUCAAUAACAAUUCCAAUGAUAACAUAAGCUCAUCGUCUUUAAAAGGAUAGCACUCUAAAUUUUCGAACAAAGCUUUAAAGAUCUCUAAAGUUGUCCGAGAAAUAUCAUUGCAAUGUACAUCUGAAACGAGAAGAUUAAUAAUAAAUAAGAGUAUUUAAGAUGAGAGGAGCAUUCAAUUCUUUUAUGAGUUUAAGUCAAGAACAAAGAACAAAAGGAUUAGUAACAGUAAGUGAUGGUAAUUUUGCAGAGGCAUUUGCUUUUUUUUGUAAUCAUUUAAAAAUCAAAGGUAAAGGAAUGAUAAUUAAAAAUAGGAACUGUUUUUUUACCAGAAGUGUGUUUUUAAUGGAAAAUAGAUAUAAUAUAGAAAUAUGGAAAGGAUUAUGUAGAAAUAAAGAGUGUAGGAGAAUCAUUUGAUGAAGCUGAAGCUGCAGCAUAAGAAUAUAUAAAAUAACAUGAUAGAAUAAUGAUACAUCCAUGUGAUAAUGUAAAAGCAAUUAUAGGGAAUGCAACAAUUGUAUAAUAAAUUUAUAAAUAACAAAGGGUAUAGAGAUAAUAGAAGAUUUUCCAGGCGAAGUAGAUUACGUUUUUGUACCAGUUGGAGCAGGAGCAUUAGCAGCUGGUAUAGCUACUUAUUUUAAAGCAAUGUCACCAAAUACUAAAAUUAUAGGGGUUUAACCAGAUGGGGCUGCAUCUAUGAAAGCUUCAUUUGAUGCUAAGAAAAUUGUUACAAUCGAAAGUAUGUCUAGAUUUUGUGAUGGAUCUGCUGUAAAAACAGUACCUUAAAUAACAUAUGAUAUGUGUUAACGUAAUCUAGAUGGUUUAGCAGUUGUACCUGAAGGAAAAGUUAGUUCAACCAUUCUUGAAUUAUACAAUUAAGGAAUUGCAGUAGAACCAGCAGGAGUAAUAUUAUUAUUAUAAUAAAUAUUUAUAGGCUUUAGCUGUUUCUGUUUUAGAUUAAUAUGCAUAAGAAAUUAAAGAUAAAAAUGUAGUAUGUUUAAUUUCAGGAGGAACAGUUGAUCUCUCUAGAUUUGAUGAAUUUAAAGAACAUUCCUUAUUAUUCGAAGGAUUGAAAUAUUUCUUUUUAAUUCAAAUCCCAUUCAGACCGGGUAUUCUCAAAAGUUUUGUUAGUUUGUAAUAUUCAAUUCUAAAUUAGAUGUUUGGGACCAGAUGAUGAAAUUAGUCAUAUUCAGUUUUAAAAAAAAAGUAAUAGAGAAAGAGGACCAUGUUUAGUAGCUAUAGAAGUAGCCAAAAAAGAUAAUAUUAAAAAAGUAAUGGAGAAUAUGACAAAAAUGCAUUUAUAAUAUGAAGUUGUAAAUGAUUCAAAAGAGUUGUUUGAUUUAUUGGUUUGAUAAAUUAUAAUAUUAACGUAUAUAAAAUAUGUCUGUUAUAUUCGAUUAGUUGGAUGUAUACUUAUUAAUGAAUACUUUAGAAUAUCUAAUCACUUAGAUUUAGAUUUACUUAAGCCAUCAAGUUAGGAGUCUCGCUCUAUUACAUUCAAAAUUGUAACUUAAAAAGACUUGUAGUUACCGACAAUUAAAUUGCAUCGUAUAAUGAAUCUGAAGCUAUAAAUGUUUUAUAAAAUGCAUCUCAGAUAUGUUCUGAUGGUAAAACUUUGUAUUGUUUGGAGAGUAUAAAAUUAUGACAAUUUUUAAGAUAAUGGUGACCUUUAUUAAAUUGAUUAAUAACCCAAACUGUUGGUCUCUGCUAAGAAUUAUAUUACUAUCACUCCCACUACUGCUAUUGAUCAUUCUGGCCGAGGCUUUUUCUGGAAAAAUAAUAAACCUAUUUAUUCUCAUUGUAAACAUAUUAGUACAUAUCAGGAUAAAAUGACUUUAAUAACAAGUAUUAAUCUUAUUUCAUUUUAUUAGUUGGAGGUAAGAUUUUCAAUAUUGAAAAUAAUACACAAAUUCCUAUCUAAUAAUUAAAUGGAUUGGGAGUUAAUGGAUAUUUUAAAAAAUCUUUAUUAUUUUAAUUUGGAGGAAUUGCUAUUACAGAAAAUGGUGAUGCUUAUUGUUAUAAUAAUAAAAUGAUUAAACUUAAAACAUCCAAUCUUGAAGAUAUUUAAGCUAGCAAUAGAUUUAUUUUUGGAAUCUAAGGAAAAUAUAUUUUAUAAUGGAAUCUAGAUGAUUUUUAAAAUCACUAAUUUUUUGUUAACUAAACUUUAUUUAAAAAAAUGAAUUAUGGUCAUGAAAUACAAAUUAAUUGUAAAAAAAAAGAAUUUUAAGAAGUUAAAUUUAUUUUCUCAGAUCAAUUUUCCAUAUUUUGUUGUGCUUCUCUUUAAUCAAUCUCUAAAUAAAAUUUGAAUGAAUAAUCCAUUUCAGCUAUUGAAAGGACUUUUUGUAGAAGUACUGUUUAAAAUCUAAAAUAAUAAUUAUUUGAUUAAUGGGAUCCCCCUUCUAAAAAGAAAACUUAAGAAAUUAGAUAACCAAGAUAACUUAGAGGAGAAAGAACAGAAAGAUCAGAAACAAGUAAUAGAUAAACUGAUAGGAUUGAAAAAAAAGAUGAUCCUUCCUAAUUAAGAUAAUCUAAUAAUGAUAUACUUGAUGUUUUAUUUGAUAGAUCUAAUAAAUAGGAUAAUUAAGUUAAAAAAGAAUAGGAAUAAAUUGUCCUAUAAAUUGAUUCAAAUUUUUGUUUUAAGAAUACUUUAAAAAAAUAAUCUGAAAUUUUAGCUCCUCUAGAAAUUUCAAAAUUAAAUUUAAAUGAUAAUACAUCAAAAUCAGAAAAGACUUUAUUAUCUAACAAUUAAAAUUUUUAGAUAAUUUAAGUAGAAUAAAUUAAGUUAUAGAAUUAGGAUUAAAAAUAGGAUCCCUCAGUUGAAUAAAAAUAAUCAUUAAAGGUCAAAGUAUAAGAAGAAUAAAUUUAAACUAAUGAACAAGGAUAACAGUUAAAAUAAAAGCUAGAAAAAUAAUAGGAAUAAUAAUAAAAAUAAUAGGAAUAAUAAUAAAAAUAAUAGGAAUAAUAAUAAAAAUAAUAGGAAUAAUAAUAAAAAUAAUUGAAAUAAUAAUUAAAACUAGAAGAAUAAAAAAGAUUGGAAUAAUAAUAAAAACUAGAAUAAUAAUAAAAGUUAUAAGAAUAAUAAUAAAAACUAGAAUAAUAAAAAAAGUUAUAAGAAUAAUAAUAAAAACUAGAAUAAAUUUAAAAAUUAUAAGAAUAAUAAUAAAAAUUAGAAUAAUAAUAAAGAUUAUAGGAAUAAUAAUAAAAAUUAGAAUAAUAGUAAAAACUAGAAUAAUAGUAAAAAUUGCUGGAAAAAGAAUAAUAAUAAUUAUAAAUUAAAUAACAAUAAUAAUAAUAAAAUUCUCUUAAUAUGCCAAAAAAAUGCUCUGAAGAGAUAAAAUAACCUUCUAAAUUAUUAGAAUAAUAUAAAAAAUAAUUUGAUUAAAUUUUGAAAUCAAAUUAUGAAUAAACAAUUGAAAAUUCACUAGAAGUAGACGUUCAUUAAAUUGAAAAAUAGAGUUAUUAAGAAAACUUUUAUACAUAGUAAAAUACAAUUAGUUAAAAAUUAUAAUAAAUUAGAGAUAUAUAUGAUUAACCAAAAUUUAAGACUUAAAAUAAUAGUUUGUAUACUUUAGAUGAGGAAAGUUCUGUAGAAUAAAGUAUGUGCUUAGAAGAAGAAGAGAAAGGAAGAUUAUAAUUAAAAAGACAAGCUUUAUUAAUUUAAGAUUUCUUUGACAAUAAACCUGAAUCUAAACAAGUAUCAAAGAAAUAAGAGAAUUUAAAAUAAUAGUUUUAAUAAAAAGAUUUUCAAUCUCCAACAUUGUCUUUAGAAAAUUCAAUAUAAUAUCCUUAAAUUUCUGUUGCAGAAUUACAAUUACCUCCAAUUUAAUCAUCAUUGAAUAACUUUUUGAGUAAAUUAUAGUUAAAACCUGAAAAAACAAUAGAUUAAGUUCUAAAUUCAUAAACAUAAAAAGAAGAAAUCUUAGAAAAAAUUACAUAACCAAAUUAAUUGAAAGAAACAUCACAAAUUGAAAUAAAGGAAAACAAAAAAAUAAAGUCUUUCUUAAAACCUGAAUAAAUUUAAAAUUAAAAAUAUAAGAAUUCUGUUGAAGUAAUGGAUUAAUAAUCCGCUAUUGAUUAUUAAAAUAAUAGUGAUUUUAUAGAUUAAUAGCAAGAUAGUUUUAUGUAAAUUUUGUAAACAGAAAAAAAACAAUAAGAGAAUUCAAAGAUUUAGAAUAUAAUGUCAAUUUUUGAUUAAAUUUAAAUAUAACCAAAAAGAAAAAGUCCUCCUAAAUUAAAUUUAUUUAAAAAAUAAGAUUAAGAAAAUAGGUUAAAAAAAAUUGAUCGAAUAGAAGAUUCAGAUGGUUAAUUAGAUGAAAAUUUAACAGAGAUAAAAAAUAUUCUAAUAGAAAGAAAUGAAAAAAUAAUAGAAAAAAAAUAAUCACCUUAAAAAAGCAAUACUAAAUUACAUAAAACAUUAGUUACAUUUUCUGAAGAUAUAUCAUAAGUAGAGGUAGAGGAUAGAGUGAUGUAAGUUGUAAAAAUAGAUUAAAAUCUUUUCACUGCUAAUCAGAAGUAAUCUCCAAUAAAAUAAAAAUCUCCAAUUAAAGAUAACAAUAUUUCAUCAAGCAAAAACCAUUCGAUUUAAUUAAGCGAAUAGAAAACAUUGAUUAAAAUAAAUUAGAAUGCUGAUGUAAAACAACAUAGUUUUGAUAUUAAAAUUCCAGUUAAUCAACUGGAAUAAAAAUAAGGAUUAUCACGUAUAAAAGUUUAACCAUUAAAUUGUAAUUCAGUCAGACCAGAAAAAAUAUUCACUCCAUUAAGAAGCAGAAGAAAUAGCACUGCAAGAGGUUCUAGCAUUGAUACUAAUAGAUUUAAAUAGUUGUAGAUUGAUAAUUAAAUAGUAGUUUCAGGAAUUUAGAACUAAACACCAUAAAUAAAUAACUUUGAAAUAUUAGAUUUAAGUAAUGCAAUGUAUCAUAUUGAUUAAACAAUUAUUGAAGAUACAACAAAAAGAACUCCAGUUGCUUCAAUAAUUGAUGUAAUUAAUUAAAACUAAUAAUCUAAUUAAAAAACUCUGAAAGAACCUUAAUUAAUUAGAGUUUCAUCCACCUCUUAGGUUCCCCCUUCUCUACGAACUAAUAGUGUAGGACCAAUAAAUAAAAAAACAGAAGCCUCUCCUAUAAAAGUUUAAAAAUAAACUAAGAAUUAAUUAUCUUCGAAGAGUGUAAAUGAUGAAACCAUCAAUUUAAAAAAAAGAUAAUAAGAUAUUAUUUUGAGAAAACUAUUCUUUAGAUUGGAUAUUCAGAUUAAACUUGUAAAAUUAGAGUUUAUGUUCAACAUCAAACAGAAAAUAACAAAAUGA